AUGUCCCGAGCUGCACAAUACGAACAGUCUAACGAUGACCAAUUCCAUGCCCUAGCUAAUAAGGUCUCCAUCUUUAAAAACAUUGCCAAUGACAUCAAUAACUAUGCUCAAGAAGACAAUUCACAGCUUAAUUCAUUAUCAAACCAAUUUUCAGCGUUAUCCGAUAGUAUUAAAGCAACAAGCGCCAAACUCACACACGUUAUCCGAACCAAUCCCAAAGUUAUAAAAAUGGUCGGUAUAGCUUUCUUAAUAUUUUUAAUCAUAUACUAUUCCUUAAAAUAUCUUUUCUAG
Molecule: messenger RNA, 291 nt
Organism: Pichia kudriavzevii
Lineage: Eukaryota; Fungi; Ascomycota; Pichiomycetes; Pichiales; Pichiaceae
Exons: 1
Coding region: 1-291 (96 amino acids)
Biological process (GO): intra-Golgi vesicle-mediated transport
Source: RefSeq, a predicted model, not a curated record